UGGAAGCUCCUGCCUCAUCGCUCGCUACAGCCUACAGCCACUACAGCACCCCGCUUCGACCCGAUCCGACACAUUCAGGCUCGAGGACUGGAGUCGAGGCCUCGACCAGCGGUGACCAAGGUAGCACAUCACUUACUAACCCAACUUCACCCUUUCGCAGACCCUGACAGGUGAUCAUCGACUUUGCAAGGCUCUGUCACGGCGCCACCCAGAGCCUUGUUGUCGCGUACCUGCGCCGGACCAGCCAUUCCCCUCCUCUUGACGUUUCCGUCGCACCCCACGCUCCGCAACGCGACGUCCAGGUCGCAUACACGGCGACCUCCCGAGCCCUCUUCCUGCGCGCGGCGCGCACGACCAACCCCUCCAUCAUCGAUAGUAGCUGCAUCUGCACCUAGCCGGCGCUGCUUUGGAGAAGUCAACGACAGCUUCCAGCCUCGCCGUUGUUGACCAGACUGUCAACUGCCCGAGAUGGCGCAGUCCCCCAUGCUUUCGGUGCCUCUCAAGGCAACCAACGAGAUUGAUUGGGUCGCGCCUCUCAAGUCCUACAUAAGCAACACCUAUGGAGACGAUCCAGAGAGAUAUGCCGAGGAAUGUGCUACCUUGAACCGCCUGAGGCAAGACAUGCGCGGUGCGAGCAAGGAGAGUACCUCUGGGCGGGACAUGCUCUAUCGAUAUUAUGGUCAAUUAGAGCUCCUGGAUCUGCGCUUCCCCGUGGAUGAGAAUCAUAUCAAGAUCUCCUUCACAUGGUUCGAUGCCUUUACACACAAACCGACGUCUCAAUACUCGCUGGCCUUCGAAAAGGCGUCCAUCAUAUUCAACAUCUCUGCGGUUCUGUCAUGCCAUGCUGCGUUCCAAAAUCGGUCGGACGAGUCGUCGCUCAAGACCGCCUACCAUUCCUUACAAGCCUCGGCCGGCAUGUUCACUUAUAUCAACGAGAACUUUCUCCACGCCCCAUCAAACGAUUUGAGCCGCGACACAGUAAAGGCAUUGAUCAAUAUCAUGCUAGCGCAAGCGCAGGAGAUCUUCUUGGAGAAGCAAGUCGCCGACAAGAAAAAGGUGGGCUUGCUGGCGAAACUUGCGGCGCAAGCGGGAUACCUAUACACCCAAGCCCUAGAAGGGGCUCAGGAGAACGUCAACAAGGGUAUCUUCGAGAAAGUGUGGUUGAUGUUUAUCCAGGUCAAAAUGAACCUCUUGCUGUCCAUGGCUCAAUACUAUCAGGGCAUUGCAGACGAUGAAGCUGGCCAAUACGGCGUAUCAGUGUCUCGCUUCCAAGUCGCUGACUACUUGGCGAAAGAGGCCAACAAGCUUGCAAAGACGUUCCCCAGCGUGCCGUCGCCCAAUUCGAAUCUCAGCGCAGACACCGCCGGGCAGCUCCAGAACAUAGCGAGCAGGCAUUGCUCCACCGUUCAAGAGAGGCUGGCAGAAGCGGCAAAGGACAACGACUAUAUCUAUCAUCACACAGUCCCUGCGGAGGCGACUCUUGAAGCUAUUGCCAAGCUCCCGGCCGCGAAGCCGAUACCCGUCUCUGAGCUAUACGCAGGCCAAGAUAUCAGUAGGAUCACCGGACCCGAUCUCUUCUCAAAGAUUGUGCCCAUGGCUGUCACCGAGUCCGCCAGUCUGUACGAUGAGGAGAAGGCCAAGCUUAUACGUGCCGAGACUGAAAAGGUUGACACAGCUAACGGGGAAAUGGCGGCCAGCCUGGACUACCUGCGUCUCCCCGGCGCAUUACAAGUGUUGAAAGGCGGCUUCGAUCAGGAUAUUCUCCCAGACGAGGACUUUCGGCAGUGGUGCGAUGAUGUUGCGACGCACGAGAACCCCAGCACCAUCUUCGAAUCGCUCCGAACCAACAAAGAAUGGAUCGUGAGUACACUAGACAGAUGCUCCAAACAGCUCGACAUGGAGGAGAGUGUGUGUGAGAAGAUGCGAUCCAAGCACGAGAGCGAAUGGACGCAGCAGCCCAGCUCAGCGCUCACAACAACCCUUCGGGGCGACAUUCGCAGCUACAGGCAGGCCUUGGAGGAGGCCCUGCGCAGUGACGGCCAGCUCUCGGCCAAGCUGCGCCAGAAUGAGGCCGAUUUUGAGGAGAUGCGUCGGGCGGCGCAAGACGGCGAGGUGGACGGGCUGUUCCAGAGGGCAGUCGCACAGGUACGGGGCGCCCAAGCUAGCAGCCCGGGCGGCAUUCAGCCCAACCUGCUCGAUGAUGAUUUCGAAGAGGAGGGUACAAGCGUAGUGGACCAAAUCGCCAAGGUAGAGGACACUUUGAAGAAGCUCAACCUCGUCAAGCGCGAGCGCAAUCAGGUAUUGAAGGACCUCAAAGACAAGGUUCACCAUGACGAUAUCUCGCAAAUACUCAUUCUCAACAAGAAAAUGUCAAACUACGAGACCCAGCUCUUCCAACAGGAGCUCGAGAAGUUCCGGCCACACCAGAACCGACUCUUGCAGGCAAACCACAAACAGUCGGCACUCAUGAAGGAAUUGACGGCCACUUUCAACGCCCUCUUGCAGGACAAGCGUGUUCGUUCUGAGCAGAGCAAGUACGAGGCGAUCCAGAAGCAGAGGUCGACAGUGAUCAACCGGUACAAGCGGGCGUACCAAGAAUUCCUUGACUUGACGUCGGGACUAUACAGCGCCAAGAACUGGUACAAUGAGAUGAAGGAGACGGUGGAGAGCCUCGAGAAGAACGUGGAGUCGUUUGUCAACAACAGGAGGUCGGAGGGUGCGCAGCUUCUCAACCAGAUUGAGCAGUCGCAGGCUUCGAACAAAUCAGCGCAGGCAGAGCUCGAGCAAGAGAGAAUGCGAGGCCUGAUGGAGCGUAUGUCGAUGGGCGACCAGUCCCGAACCCCUCCGCAACUGCCGCCGCAACCUGGACAGCAACAACGCCAGAGGCCGACGCCGCCGGCUCUGUUCCAGUCCGGGCAGGCCCCAAGAUAUGGGCAGUCCACGUACCAAGGACAGUACCAGAUGCCCACAUCGCCACCGCCGAACCAGCCUCCUCAGCAAGCGUACCAGGGAUACACAAGCCCGCCGCCACAAACGUACGGACAGCCGCCUUCUAGUACAUAUGGGCAAGCGAGCUAUAACCCGAGUCAAUACGGACGCACGCCCGGCCCAACAUCGCCUCCUCCGAACCAGACAUCUUUCGGUAUGCAGGCAAUGCGUGGUCCAGCCUCACCGGCGCCUCAUCAAACAUCAUUUGGCCAGCCGCAUCACCAAGCUCAUCAGAGCUACAACACGUACGGUGUACCGCAGACGCCGCAACAAACCCAGGGCGGAUACGUUCCUCCAGGUUUCGUUCCGCCUCCGCCGCCCCCUGGGCCUCCACCUCUAGGUCCGCAGCAGACAGUACAUUACGGUCAGUCCCAACCGGGGCAGCAAGGUUAUGGCCAUGGACCGCAGAGUGCGCAUCCACAAAGCGCGCACCCUGGCAGCGCACACCCGCAGUCAGCACAGCAACAGGCCCCUGAUCCGUGGGCGGGGCUCAAUGCAUGGAAGUAGACGCAAAUUCAACGCAUUUGACAUAGAAUGGGGAGGCAUUGCAUGAUUUCAAUGAGAGCGUCCAUACGAAGCAUUUGCAUGUUGACAAUUGGUGAAAGUGAAGAAACGCGUGGGUACAGGGUAGUUGUCCUGCGCUUGACAAAUUGGCACGCUGCGAUUUGCUCGUCAUCCAUGGAACUGACGGCUGGCUGAAUCCCGAGGCUCGGGGGCUUCUCGAUCUCGUGUCCAAUCACGUUUCUCAAUUGGCUAUGCAGGCCACGUUGUAUGGGGCAAGGAGAUAUGGCGGAGGAGUGAGGUU
Emericellopsis atlantica is the source of this 3793-nucleotide messenger RNA. Its product is annotated as BRO1-like domain-containing protein. The transcript has 4 exons. The coding region runs from base 469 to 3495 and encodes 1008 amino acids. Gene Ontology annotation, cellular component: endosome. Gene Ontology annotation, molecular function: protein binding. Lineage: Eukaryota; Fungi; Ascomycota; Sordariomycetes; Hypocreales; Bionectriaceae. Gene Ontology annotation, biological process: protein transport to vacuole involved in ubiquitin-dependent protein catabolic process via the multivesicular body sorting pathway. The record is from RefSeq and is a predicted model, not a curated record.